GCCCUGGGACACGCCGCGUUUAUCCUGAGGAGCUGAGGAGAAGCGCUCUUUUUUUUGCUUUGACAGAAACUCUAAACACACUGUGGACAAAACAUCGGGACUAAACUCUUUCUAUUGCCGUUGAUCGCUGUCAUUUCACGGCUUAUGUUAUUUUCUUCCCGGACUUCACGGCAGGGAGGUUCUCCUGAGUAUGUGCCCGUGAAGUCAUUCAGAGCUGAUGGGGGAGACUGAGGAUGAGCAUACGGCUCGGGCCAGUCAGCUCUUUGAGACCUUUGUGCAGGCCUCCACCUGCAAAGGCACGCUCCAGGCCUUCAGUAUCCUGUGCCGCCAGCUGGAGCUCGACCCUCUGGACCACGGCCACUUCUACCACUGUCUGAAGGCUGCGGUCACCUCAUGGAAGGUCAAGGCUCUGUGGACAAAACUGGACAAAAGAGCUCAGCACAAAGCAUACGAGCAGAACACCGCCUGCCAGGGCACCAGGUGUCUCAUAAUUGGUGGAGGGCCGUGUGGUCUGAGGACUGCCAUUGAGUUGGCUCUGCUGGGGUGUAAGGUGGUGGUGAUCGAGAAGAGGGACACCUUUUCCAGGAACAAUGUCCUGCACCUGUGGCCCUACACCAUCCAUGACCUCAGGGGCCUUGGGGCCAAGAAAUUCUAUGGCAAGUUCUGUGCCGGCUCCAUCGACCACAUCAGUAUUCGUCAGCUACAGCUCAUGCUUCUCAAGGUGUCUCUCAUUCUGGGAAUAGAGGUUCACAUCAAUGUGGAGUUUGUCAAACUGCUGGAGCCUCCAGAGGAGCAGACUGAUGACAGUCCAGGAUGGCGAGCAGAGGUGCGACCUGCCACUCAUCCAGUUUCUGAGUUUGACUUUGAUGUAGUCAUUGGAGCCGACGGGCGUAGGAACACAUUAGAUGGCUUUAGUCGUAAAGAAUUUCGGGGAAAGUUGGCCAUUGCCAUCACUGCUAACUUUGUGAACAGGAACACCACAGCUGAGGCUAAAGUGGAGGAGAUCAGUGGUGUGGCCUUUAUCUUUAACCAGAAGUUCUUCCUGGAGCUAAAAGAGGACACAGGCAUCGACUUGGAGAACAUUGUGUACUACAGAGACAACACCCACUAUUUUGUGAUGACAGCCAAGAAACAAAGUCUACUGGACAAAGGGGUCAUUUUGAAUGACUACCUUGAAACAGAGCGUCUACUGAGCCCUGAUAAUGUUGAUCAGGAAGCUUUGCGGUCUUAUGCUCGUGAGGCUGCAGACUUUGGGACCAACUAUCAACUGCCUUCUCUGGACUACGCCAUUAACCACUAUGGGCAGCCCGAUGUCGCCAUGUUUGACUUUACCUCCAUGUAUGCCUCAGAGAAUGCGGCUCUCAUCCGGGAGAAACACGGCCAUCAGCUGAUGGUUGCAUUAGUUGGUGACAGUUUGUUAGAGCCCUUUUGGCCCAUGGGUACAGGCUGCGCUCGGGGGUUCCUGGCCGCCUUUGAUGCUGCUUGGAUGGUGAAGGGCUGGGCACAGGGCAGAAACCCCCUGGAGGUUCUGGCAGAAAGGGAGAGCAUCUACAGACUGCUGCCUCAAACUACACCAGAAAACCUCAGUAAGAAUUUUGAUCAGUACACAAUAGACCCUUCAACACGGUACCCCAACCUCAACUCUACCUGUGUCCGGCCUCAUCAGGUGCGACAUUUAUUUUUUGAUGGCAAACAGGGUUCUGGGCUCCAGGAGAGAGGCCCCAUUCGACAAUCAGUUAAUCUUUCAAGACGAGAGUCAGACGUGCGACCCAGCAGACUGCUGACCUGGUGUCAGAAGCAGACCCAGGGCUACAGAGGGGUAGAGGUCACUAACCUGACCUCAUCCUGGAAGAGUGGACUAGCCUUGUGUGCUCUCAUCCACCGCCAGAAGCCCGAUAUCAUUGACUUUGAUUGUUUAAAUGAAGAGGAUGUUGCGGAAAACAACCAGCUGGCCUUUGAUGUAGCAGAGAGAGAGUUCAAGAUUCAGCCAGUCACCACAGGGAAGGAGAUGGCCGCAGAGGGCGAACCAGACAAGCUGCUCAUGGUCCUCUACCUCUCUAAGUUCUAUGAAGCCUUUAGGAGCUCGCCACUAAACAGCAAAGGUUCAAGAGAGUUGGAUGAGAAUACUAAAGACUAUGCAACCAACAACAAUCAGCCAAGAAAGAGGAUACCCAGGGAAGAUAAGAAACCUGAAGAUGACUCUGUUAACAAAAGGAGGAGGAAAGGGGACCAUUAUCUAUCAGAGUUGUCCUGCCAUAGUGCUCCCCCUCCUGGUGAAAAUGAAGAGCUGCGAGAGAACAAGGUCCGAUCUAUGGCAACUCUGCUCCUGGCCAAGUUUGAGGAGAACAGCACAACAGGAAAAAUACGUACAAAGUCUGACGAGGAUCUUUCACAUCUACCUGGCUCUCCCUCUCCUGUGUCCUCUCCUCUUCCUCUCUCCUCUGAGGAUGGAGAAGAGGAGGAAGAGCAGGAUAUAGAUAAUCCUCGCUUUGCUAAACCUAAGCCUGCCCCACCUCCUCCCAGUCGCCCAAAGUGGCAGCCAUCCAUCUACCUCCGCUUACUGGAGAAUCCCAAUGCAUCUGUCUGUCCCAGCCGCUCUCCUUCACCUCCUCGGUGUAGAAGCCCUGUGGCCCUGUCCUGUUCCCCCACCUCUCCUCUCAAUGAACUGUCAGAGUGCCCAGGCUCUCCUCUGGCCCCAAACCACUGGUGCACUGUGGGACUUUCACACGUGGGGUCUGAUGAGUCAGAACAGCAGAGCAAAGGCCCAACAUUGUCCACUCAAGAAUUUACCAAAAGGAGUAUACAGGAGAGAGCAGUCCACCUCUCCUCUUUGUUUUCUGGUUCCAGCAAACCUCCAACAACUUCUGUAUCAGAGAACAAGGAUAGGAUUUCUGCUUCUUCAUUCUCAUCUCCUGCUCCACCUUCUGUCCCUAAACUAAAGUACCCCACAGUCCACCCAGUCCCAGAUCCUACAGCCCAGGCUGGUUUUUCCUCUGCUCCUUCCACCACUGCUGCUACAUUUGAAAACAUGGCUCUGAAGAAAUCUUCUUCUCAUCAAUCUUAUGCACCUGUACAAGCUGCACAUAGUGCUGCUACUAUAUCCAAAGAAAAAUGCCCAAACAGACAGUUCACGUCAACUCCUCUACCCAACUUGAACUGUGAAAAUGGACACGACAGCACCCUCUGUCUGCCAAGUUCUCCAAUUGAACACAAUCAAAACCCUGGAACUGAGGACCUUUUAGGUGGAAAUGAUUCCACAAAGUGUCAUGUGAGCUCCAAAAGGCCUAUUCAGCAGUCUUUUGUUCGCUCUGAGAGCUGUCCGGCAACUGCCCCUAGUUAUCUAAAAGAGCGUACUAUUGGAAAGGUGUCCUCAGCCAUAGAUGCUAAAGCCCAAAAGUUGGCCAUUAUGUAUGAGACCGAUCACAGACCAAAUGCUGCGCCGUGUGUUAGUCGCAGGGGCUUUGCUCCUUCCCUUGGCGGCAGUGAUACCUGCCACUUCUGCUCCAAGCGUGUUUAUGUGAUGGAGAGGCUCAGCGCAGAUGGACACUUUUUCCACCGCGACUGUUUCCGCUGUGACGUCUGUAAUUGUGUGCUCCGGCUGGGGACGCACACAUAUGACUCACGAGAAGGAAAGUUCUACUGCAAAGUACAUUAUGCCCAACAUCUAACAAGCAGUAUUUUUGGGAAGUUCGGGAGAAGAACAGAUGACCAAAGCCAGGACAAAUCUCAGGCCUGCACAGCAGCCAGCAGUGAUGCAGUGGCAGGUGGGGAGCCUGAGGCUCAGACUGUGGUCACUGAGACUGAUGCAGAGAUGGCAGUGGAAGCUCUGGAAGCAUCCUGUCUGGUCACUACCUCAAAUGAACUGACUGAAGCCAAGGCCACAAGCCAAGAUCAGUCAAAUGCCAAACAGACCCAUCGGUGGAAAAGGAAAAUCCAAGCCACCUUCCCUUUGAUCUUUGUCAAACAUUUCCAAAGGAGCUGGUCUGGAGACAAACCAGGCCCUGAAACUGUCCCUGAGGCAGAGUCCCACUUUGAGGACAUCACACCAAUAGACAGCCAUGAUGUUUUGCCUGAAUGUUUGAAGACAGAUACUCAAUGCCCUUCAGAUGGGAAAGAGGAGAGGGAAAAGUACUUUGCAAAAACAAAGGCAGGGGACUGUGCACCUGCCCCAAAGAAGCGCCUCACCAUCCCUGUGUGUGAGAAAGAGAAGCUGCUGGACUGGGAGGUGGUCACUACUGAAGAAGCAUCAAGACAAAUGAACAGGAGUGAACCCAAAACAGAAGAACAGGAUGAACAGGUGCAAACACACGCAGUGGGAGAUAAAGCCCAGAUAGACCCAGUCCAGGAUCCCGCCCAGAGCCAGAACUCUUCGUCCUCAGUCUUCCAGCUCAUCGCCAGUGCCUUCAGGAAGAACCGUCCCAGCAGCCCAAACACAACUGUCACUAUGAGGCAAAAGCGGGAUGGAUCUCGCAGACAGAGGCCAAUGUCUGAAGGUGCUUUUAACUUCAGCUCCCUGUUCAGCGCAGCAGAGUGGGGCUCAGACAAGAACAAAGCCAGUAGUGAAGUGCCCAGUGUGAGCUCUGACCCGUGGGGUGCUGGUCGGGACCUGCCCUCUUUGCUCCAGCAGGUGUCACUAAAGAGCAGGAGGGUGUCUGAGUUGCCUGUGCCCCGACGCAGGGUGGAUCUGUUCUCCUCCCUGCGCCUUAGAAAGAGACAGGGCUCAGAAAAUGAGGAGAUCAGGACCAUUCUCACCAACCUCAGAAACAAAGCCUCUAGUCAGCAAAGCCUGCAUGAACUCUCCAGUGAAGAUGAAAAUGAUAAUUCAGUGUUCACAAAUAAGUGGCACCCAGACCGCCAGAGGAAGAACCAGGAAAAGACUCAGGCUCAGCAGGCCAAAAGGGACCAGCUCAAGAGGCUGCACAGAGCUCAGACAAUUCAGAGACAACUGGAGGAGGUCGGCGAGAAACAGAGGGACCUGGAAGAGCGAGGUGUUGCUAUAGAGAAGCUCAUAAGAGGAGAAACAGAAAAGUCCCAUUCAGAUGACAGAGAUGAAGCCCAGCUGUAUCAGACCUGGUUCAAACUAGUUUUGGAGAAAAAUAGACUGGCUCGUUAUGAGUCCGAGCUAAUGAUCUUUGCUCAAGAACUUGAACUGGAAGAUACACAGAGCAGACUGCAGCAAGAACUAAGGAAACGAAUGGCAGUAGAGGAUACCAAGAAAAGUGCUUCUGAGCUGCAGCAGGAGCAGGAGAUGCUAGCAGAGAUCAUGAGGACAGUGGAAAGACGGGACGAGCUUGUGUGUGCACUGGAGGAGCAGAGGCUGAGAGAGCGUGCGGAGGACCGGGACCUUGAGAGUCUACUGUUGUCUCGCGGAUACGAGUUCCACUGGGCCCACCUGGAUGACGGCGAGGAGCUGGACCAAGGGGGGGAGUGCCUAAUGCGUGAAGGGGGGUGUCCCGUGGCAACGCUUGGCACAACACUGGUUUGAAAAGAAGAUGAGGGUUGUUGUUGGCAUAGGAACUGCACUAUGCUGUGCUAGCUCAGGUUCUACAUUGGCUUUGCACAGAAACUGAGGGAUGUGAUUACUACACUGGUUCACCAACACUACUGUAAUUACCUACUGUCUACUUUGUACUUUGCACAGCUGGGUUAUGCAGCAAAUGAGCCGAAAACUAUUCAGACCAUAAUGUUUGUUUUUGUAGGCAUUGCAUAAAGUGAGUUUAUUUUACAGUUUUUGUUUUGGAUUGAUAUUUAAAUGUAUUGUCACAGUUGAAUCAGUAAAGACUGUCAGUUUAAUUGCACAUUAUUUCCACUUUGUCUCACAAAUAUUUAUCUAUAAAAAGCAACAUUGGAAUCCUCACUAUGAGGCUGUGAAUCAUGCUGAGGUCCUGUGCAUGCAGUGCAGGGCUUUUGCAUGUUAUGAUUGAACUGUGACGCAUCAUGUUUUCCCACUGUGUGCAUGUUAUUAUUUCAAUGUAUUUAAUUAAUUAUUAAUUAAUUAUUAACUAUGUUUAAUAAAGAUAAUGAAUGCUAAAUAUUUCUAAUUAUAAUUUGGCAUAAUUAUUAAAUUAUAAAGUCAG
This is a messenger RNA of Periophthalmus magnuspinnatus, 6077 nucleotides long. RefSeq names its product microtubule associated monooxygenase, calponin and LIM domain containing 2b (gene mical2b). The coding region runs from base 218 to 5485 and encodes 1755 amino acids. Lineage: Eukaryota; Metazoa; Chordata; Actinopteri; Gobiiformes; Gobiidae. The record is from RefSeq and is a predicted model, not a curated record. Gene Ontology annotation, molecular function: FAD binding; protein binding. The transcript is spliced from 37 exons.